Molecule: messenger RNA, 1762 nt
Organism: Lutra lutra (Eurasian river otter)
Lineage: Eukaryota; Metazoa; Chordata; Mammalia; Carnivora; Mustelidae
Gene: THAP8
Product: THAP domain containing 8
Source: RefSeq, a predicted model, not a curated record
ACGUGAGGCAGGCGGAGAGCGGGCGGGGCGGGGUUCGGUGGACCCGGAGAGGACCAAAGCACGACUGCAGCCUGGGCAGGACUUAACCGGGUCGAGUAGCCAUGCCCAAGUACUGCCGGGCUCCGAACUGCUCCAACACUGCGGGCCGACUGGGCGCUGACAACCGUCCUGUGAGCUUCUACAAACGAGGUCCACAGCCUGCAAAUGGAUGUUUCUUAAAUCUCUCUUCAUCUCUCAUGCCACCCCGCCUGCAUGAAUGUAGACAUAUUCUAGAUUUGUCCGGUUUCGGAAACUGCUCUCUCAGGCUUAUGCGGAGUAACAGAUUGUGGCUACAGAUGGGGAGAUCAGGAAGAAGGCCGCUGCAAAACUCCAGCCAGGAGAGGAUGGAGGCUGGAUGGGAGGGGCAGCAGAGGUUCCCACUGAAGGAUGGGCCCCGGCUGCAGGCCUGGCUGCGGCACAUGGGCCACGAGGACUGGGAGCCCAGCUGCCACCAGCACCUGUGCAGUGAGCAUUUUACACCUUCCUGCUUCCAGUGGCGCUGGGGUGUGCGCUACCUGCGACCCGAUGCAGUGCCGUCCAUUUUCUCCCCGGCACCCCCUGCUAAGAGGCAACAGAGUUCCCGCAGCACUGAGAAGCCAGUCGUGCCUCCCUCCCCACCAGAGGGCACGCCCCUGUCCCCUGGUCCUGCUGUCCUCUGUCCUCGGCCAGGCCCUGUGCCCCUUGUGGUACUGGGGUCAGCAUCUGGAGGCCCUGAGGCUGCGACCACCGUGUUCCUGACCCCCCUGCCACCUCCUCCUGCUCCUGCGAGGCCGCAGCCUGGAGUCCAGGCCCAGCACCCGCUGGCCAGGUUGGACGCUGUCCUGGGAGCGCUGCGGCGGCGGGUUCGGAGCCUGCAGAGGCGCCAGGAGCAGCAUGAGCUGCGGCUGCGGGCCCUAGAACAGUUGGCGCAGCAGCUGUGCCAGGAGGGCCCCCCGAGCCCCGUGAGUGUGGCCACCCGGCCCCCGUAGCCUGUGUCUUUUCCUUUAAACCAGAGACCGGUAUUGUAAAAGUCAGAACACUUUACUCAUGUUUCCAAGUGUCUGGCUUUUCUUGAGAAAGUCAAUCUGGUAACACCUAUCAACUGUUGGUCAGAGCAGGGUAAUGGCUGCUCUGUUUCUUAAUAAUAUUUAAAGAGCCCUUUCUCUCUGCCAGACAUUGUUAAUAACUUACUGAAAACUCACUAUGACCUUCAUGCAGCUGUGGUCCCCAUUUUUCAGAUGGAAAAACAGGCACCAGGACGCUACAGUAACUUGCCCAAAGUCAGGCAGCCACGAAGAGGCACAACCAGGAUUCAAGCCAGGGGUCUGACUCCACAGCAGGCCAGUGCCCUCCUAUUGGAGAGCUCCCUGCCGGGCCCCUAACAGAGCUUGAGUUUGAGUUUGCAGCCUUUCUACCAGAGUCGCCCCGGCCCCAUCUAAAGGCCUUUAUGUUCCUGCUUUUACUACUGAGUAUUGGAGGAGGGUAUCCUCUCUUGAAGAAUCAGUUUGACUAGGCCUUUUCCUUGCUAAAAACCCUAGGGCCAAGUUGGAGGUUCCAGGGCUCUCAGCCCUGGCUGGACAAGAGAAGUGAGAAGGGGUUUCAGAAAGGAACCCCCGCCCCAGGGUGGCUGGGUGGCUCAGUGAGUUAAACAUCUGCCUUCAGCUCAGGUCAUGAUCCUGGAAUCCCAGGAUUGAGCCCCUCACUGGGCUCCCUGCUCAGCAGAGACCCUGCUUCUCCCUUUGCC